This is a messenger RNA of Arachis duranensis, 1638 nucleotides long. RefSeq names its product protein FAR1-RELATED SEQUENCE 5-like. Lineage: Eukaryota; Viridiplantae; Streptophyta; Magnoliopsida; Fabales; Fabaceae. The coding region runs from base 1 to 1638 and encodes 545 amino acids. The record is from RefSeq and is a predicted model, not a curated record. The transcript has 4 exons. Gene Ontology annotation, biological process: regulation of DNA-templated transcription.
AUGUGUCAUGGGUAUGAGGGACCCCUUGCAGCAUUGGAUCGGGAAUCGGGGGCACAGGAAAAUGCUUUCGGAGAUCGAGAUCCAUUUUUGAUUCUGUCGAAAAAUGAUGGCAAAGAGUCGUAUAAGGAUGGUGAUCAAUCUGAGGAUUUAAGUGUUGAGUAUGAGUGUAGUUCCGAUGAAAGUGAUGAUAUGAUGGAUGUAACUGUAGAUGAAUCAGAGGCAGAUAUAAUUAAUGUCAAUGGUUUUGAAAAGUUGAUAACUGAUUUGACCAUCGAAGACAUAUGGGGACUAGUGUUUGAUAUAGAAUCUCAAUUGGUUUGCAAUAAAGCAGGAGAGAGACAUUGGAAGCACCUUAAAAGGGAUAAUCGGCAAAGGGAGCAUAGGGCAAUUACUCGUGUCAACUGCAGGGCGAGGAUUCGGUUCAUUCGUCACUAUGGAACAGGUAAGUGGAAAGUCAGUGUCUUUGAGAGUGAACACAAUCAUCCACUGUAUCCACCUAAGUACAGACAUCUUAUUACCGCGAAUCGUGUGCUUAAUGAGGCCGAUAAAACACAAGCAAACAGCUUGCAAGCAUGUGGUGUUAAAACUUGCCACAUAAUGGGUUCCAUGGUUUUCCAAAAAUGUGGAUACGAUAAAGUGGGUUUUACUAGCAAAGACUUACAUAACCACAUUAGUAAAACUAGGCGUGGCAAAGUGAAAGACGGUGAUGCAUUUGCUGCGUUGGCCUAUUUGUUGUCCAAGGCAGACAGUGACUCGUUAUUUCUAGAAAAGUUCACCUUAAAGGAUGGUAGGUUGGAUAAUUUGGUGUGGGCUGAUGGAGCAAGUGUUGUUGAUUACGAAUGUUUUAGCGAUGUACUCGCUUUUGACACCACUUACAAGAAAAAUCUCUACAACAAACCCUUAGUCAUAUUUUCAGGGACCAAACACCAUGGCCAAACAACUAUCUUUGGAUGCGCCCUGCUCUCAGAUGAAAGGUUCAAAACUUUCAAGUGGGCACUAAAGGAAUUUUUGGAAAUCAUGUUAAGAAAAUUAUCCGGAGGCGUUGUGACAGACAGAGACCGUGCUAUGAGAGAGGCUAUCUUAGAAGUAUUUCCUGGUAUACCACACCGCCUUUGUGCAUGGCAUCUCCAUCGUAAUGCAAUACAGAAUAUAAAAAACAAGCAUUUUUUGGACGAUUUUAAUGUAUUAUUGUAUGGACAGUUUACCGUGCAAAUAUUUGAAGAGAGAUGGAGCGAGAUCAUAUCCAAAUACGGACUUGCCGAGAAUGAAUGGGUCCAGGGCAUUUAUAAUGACAAAAUGAAGUGGGCUACCGCAUAUUUGAGGGAGCACUUCUUUGGCCGCAUAAGAACUAUAUCACAGUGUGAGGAAAUUCAUUCAUUAUUGAAGAACUAUGUUGACAGUAAAACCAGUCUCCUUGAAUUCAUGCAUAAAUUUAGUGAAGUACUAAGGCAUUACCGAAACAACCAUCUUACUGCUGACUUUGAAACCUUUUAUAAGUUUCCUGUUUUGACUACGUGCUUGGAAAAUGUUGAGAAACAAGCUGCUAAACUUUAUACUAGAAAUAUUUUUAAACUUGUGAAAGAUGAGAUAGAAGCAGCAGGUGCCUUAAAUGUGACUGAAUGCCCAAACAGUGGAUAA